CCUCUUCAUAUUAUAUUUGACUUUUUGAAAAAUAAAAGAAAUUUAGAAAAAAAAGUUUAUCUCGAAUUUUUUUUUUCAGAAAUUGAUAUAAUUGCAAUCAACUCCCCACUCUUCUUAAAUAUAUAUAUACAGCAUCAGAACAUCAACACAUACACACACACACAUAUACACAAAUAAUCAUAUAAUAUGUCAUUUGCUACCAGAAUGUGGUCUCGCAAGCUUGCCAGUGCUACCACUAGAACAUCAUUGCUUAGACCUCGUAUGCCCUUGAAGGCUUUCCAACCUAUGCGUACUAUGGCCACUGCCACUCAACAAACUGUCGAUGGUUAUACACGCACUACUAUCACUGAAGAAAAAAACGAAAAUGAAUUUGGUGCUGUUGAUGAAGAAGAAAGCAGAAUGCGUAACUUUACUGUCAACUUUGGUCCUCAACAUCCCGCUGCUCACGGUGUACUUCGUCUUAUUCUCGAAAUGAAUGGUGAAGAAAUUGUUCGUGCUGAUCCUCACAUUGGUUUAUUGCACCGUGGUACCGAGAAAUUGAUUGAAUACAAGACUUACUUGCAAGCUUUGCCUUAUUUCGAUCGUCUUGAUUAUGUUUCUAUCAUGACAAAUGAACAAGCCUAUUCUUUGGCUGUUGAAAAGUUACUCAACAUUGAGGUACCUGAACGUGCCAAGUACAUUCGUACUAUGUUUGGUGAAAUCACCCGUGUAUUGAACCACAUCAUGGCUGUCAUGACUCACGCUAUGGAUGUUGGUGCUUUAACUCCUAUGUUGUGGAUGUUUGAAGAACGUGAAAAGUUGAUGGAGUUCUAUGAACGUUGUUCUGGUGCCCGUCUUCACGCUGCCUAUGUUCGUCCCGGUGGUGUUGCUCUUGAUUUGCCCAUUGGUCUCUUGCAAGACAUUCACGACUGGUGUGAACAAUUCGGUGACCGUGUUGACGAAGUUGAAGAAUUGUUGACAGGUAACCGUAUUUGGCACAUUCGUACUCGUAACGUAGGUGUCGUUACUGCUCAAGAAGCUCAAGCUUGGGGUUUCUCUGGUGUCCUUGUCCGUGGUUCCGGUAUCAAAUGGGAUUUGCGUAAGGUUGCUCCCUAUGAUGCUUAUGAUAAAGUAGAAUUUGACGUUCCUGUUGGUCAAAACGGUGAUUGUUAUGACCGUUAUAUUUGCCGUAUGGAAGAAAUGCGUCAAUCACUUCGUAUCAUUGCUCAAUGUGUGAACAAAAUGCCUGAAGGCCCUAUCAAGACAGACGACUGGAAGGUCACUCCUCCUCCCCGUGCUGCCAUGAAGGAAAACAUGGAAGCCUUGAUCCAUCACUUUAAGCUCUACUCUGAAGGUUACUCUGUUCCUCCUGGUGAAACCUACACUGUUGUUGAAGCACCCAAGGGUGAAUUUGGUGUCUUUUUAGUGUCUGAUGGUUCCAACAGACCUUACAGAUGUAAGAUCAGAGCUCCUGGUUUCUCACAUCUUCAGGGUGCCGACUUUAUGUCUCGUAACCACUUGCUUCCUGAUAUGGUCACAAUUAUUGGCACACAAGAUAUCGUUUUCGGUGAAGUUGAUCGCUAGAGAAAAGAAUAAACAAAGUGCAAAAAACAAUAAAGAUGUCUAUAU
This is a messenger RNA of Gilbertella persicaria, 1608 nucleotides long. RefSeq names its product NADH-ubiquinone oxidoreductase. The record is from RefSeq and is a predicted model, not a curated record. Gene Ontology annotation, molecular function: NAD binding; quinone binding; NADH dehydrogenase (ubiquinone) activity. The coding region runs from base 187 to 1563 and encodes 458 amino acids. NCBI's taxonomy places the organism in Eukaryota, Fungi, Mucoromycota, Mucoromycetes, Mucorales, Choanephoraceae. The transcript is spliced from 4 exons. Gene Ontology annotation, biological process: mitochondrial electron transport, NADH to ubiquinone.